Nematolebias whitei (Rio pearlfish) is the source of this 1840-nucleotide messenger RNA. RefSeq names its product voltage-dependent anion channel 2 (gene vdac2). Gene Ontology annotation, biological process: monoatomic anion transmembrane transport. Gene Ontology annotation, cellular component: mitochondrial outer membrane. Gene Ontology annotation, molecular function: voltage-gated monoatomic anion channel activity. NCBI's taxonomy places the organism in Eukaryota, Metazoa, Chordata, Actinopteri, Cyprinodontiformes, Rivulidae. The coding region runs from base 134 to 985 and encodes 283 amino acids. The transcript has 9 exons. The record is from RefSeq and is a predicted model, not a curated record.
GCACGGUUUCGUUGCAGUGCAGUCUCCUUCAGCUCGCCCUCCAACCGGUGACGCCUGCAUCUGCUAGUGUUGUGAGGAACAUCUCCAAUAAAGUCACUUUAGUUGAUCACUAGCACCAUCUUCAUCAGUUACAAUGGCCGUGCCUCCCGCUUAUGCUGAUCUGGGCAAAUCUGCCAAAGACAUCUUCAGCAAAGGCUUCGAAUUUGGCUUGGUGAAGCUCGACGUCAAGACAAAGUCAGCCAAUGGAGUGGAAUUCAAAACAACUGGUUCCUCCAACACUGAUACCAGCAAAGUUAGCGGCACCCUGGAAACCAAAUACAAGAGGCCUGAAUACGGUUUGACCUUCACUGAGAAGUGGAAUACUGACAACACCUUAGGAACUGAAAUCACUGUUGAAGAUCAGAUUGCAAAGGGACUGAAGUUGACAUUUGACACAACCUUCUCACCCAACACUGGCAAAAAGAGCGGCAAAGUUAAGACCGCCUACAAGCGCGAGUACAUUAACGUGGGCUGUGAUGUCGACUUUGACUUUGCUGGCCCAACGAUUCACGGAGCCGCUGUUGUCGGCUAUGAGGGAUGGCUUGGCGGUUACCAGAUGAGCUUCGACACUGCCAAAUCCAGAAUGAUCCAGAACAACUUUGCCAUUGGUUACAGGACAGGAGACUUCCAUCUACAUACCAAUGUCAAUAAUGGAUCUGAGUUUGGUGGCUCCAUCUACCAAAAGGUCAGCAAUAAGUUAGAAACGGCCGUCAGCCUGGCAUGGAGUGCAGGCAACAACAGCACGAACUUUGGCAUCGCAGCCAAAUACCAACUGGACAAGGACGCCUCCGUCAGCGCUAAAGUGAACAACAAUAGCCUUGUUGGUGUGGGAUACACUCAAACUCUUAGACCGGGUGUGAAGCUCACUCUCUCCGGUCUGGUUGAUGGAAAGAACAUCAAUGCAGGCGGCCACAAGCUGGGUCUGGGCUUAGAGCUUGAAGCCUAAGGUUUCCUCAUGCUACAACGAAGCAGAGAAUAUCAGAAGAAUCAGGCCUUAACGUUAUGCUCCACUCAAACUAGCAAAGGGAGACCAUGGAGAGAUCCAUUCAGACGGCGACAGCAACAAACUCUUGAAGUACCACUUCAAGCUGGUGCUUUUAUCUCUGGAAUAUUUGACCUUUUUUGUUGCUUUUCACUUUGUAUCUGUUCAAUAGCCAGUUGUUGGCAUAUUAUUUAUAAACCAUGCCAUUGUUCUUGUCCAUCACUGCCAUAAUAAUUUGAAAACAAUACAUCUAUAUGUCACCAACUCUGUGUGGAUUUCUUGUGAAAAUCCAAGACGCUUCAUAAUUUUCCCCUUUUAAUGUGAGAAGAAAAAAAUUGUUUCCUGAGCGUUGUCAUACUGUCUGAUUUUUACAUUUAUGAGCACGUGAUAUUCCUCAUCCAACAGUCCUCGUUUCCAAACCUCCUGAAUUACACUAAACUUCUGCAUCCUUCCUGCUUAUGCACCCGAGGACACUCCCAAGGUUCUGCUUUGUCACAUGUUGAGGCUGACAUUUUAGCAAAGCUGCACACCUUUUCUUAAACGUAACAAGUUUUGGGGUUGCUUGAAGUUAUUCUGUAAAUUAAAAGAUAACUGCACGUUCGCUGGGCCUAAAAGGUUUAGGGUUUGUUUCUUCUGCAGUAGCAAACAACUGAGAGGGAACAUAAGCACCAAAUCAUGCCAAACCAAUUGUUUGAAGGAAGUGUACCUUUUUAGUUGCACUCUGAAGCUGCAUUCUUGUUGCAGGUGGAGACAGAACCCACAGAGUCUUUAAAAUCCUUCUGUGUAUGUGUACAUUUUCAAUAAAGUCUUUGAACUCCA